AUGGAUGAAAAUAAUUCAUUUCCUAUUUUAUCUCAAAAUGGUAUCGAAGAAGAAGAAGAAGAAGAUGACGAUGAUGAUUCAAUGACAUCUCAACAACUUUUUCAACGUCUUCAACAAGCAUGGUUAAAUGAAAAAUAUUCUCCUGUAUUGCUCAAACAUGAAAAUCUUCUUGUUCUAGCAACAUUUGAAUUACUGGAUGAUAUAGAAAAACGUUUAAAAUCAAGUGAACAUAAAACAACAUCGUUUCGUUGGUUAAUGCAUCGUACAGAAUAUAAUCGCCUCUACUUUAUAUUAUGUUCAUAUAUACGAACACGUUGUUUUAAAAUUGAAGAAUAUCCAGCAGCAGCAUUAAAUUCAGAAGAACUUUUAUCACCUGAAGAAUGUGUUUAUGCACAUACAUAUUUAAAUAAUAUGAAACAUCAUUUAAAGAAAACUGUACUAACAGAAUUAAAAUCUGAACAACAGCAAACCGAUGAGAAUGCAUUAGUGCAACUUUUGCCUAAACCAAAUUUAAAUGAAUUUGUAUUUUUUCAAGCUGAUAAAUCAGUGAAUGGAUUAGUUUUAACAAGUGAAUCAAAUAACACCGGUGCUCCAAAUGAUGUUCUUGAUAUAAAAAGUGAUGAUCAAUAUAUUAUGCAAUUUAAACAUAUACAUAAACUUAUAGUAGAAAAAGAAAUUCAUCUUGUCUAG
Molecule: messenger RNA, 690 nt
Organism: Rotaria socialis
Lineage: Eukaryota; Metazoa; Rotifera; Eurotatoria; Philodinida; Philodinidae
Source: the annotation of a GenBank genome assembly